AUGGCACCACCUUCGAAAGGGUUGACGAGAAAGGGGAAACAAGAGAAGGAGUUUACUGAGGAGGUUGAAAAGAAUGCUGGCCCUAAUUUUCAGGCUUCUCUGCCAUCUGGAUCUGGGUCCUUCAAUUGGUGGGACCAAUUCUCCAAGAGGCUUCGUGGGUCAUUGUCUAAAUCAGUGGAUUCAGCUAAUUUUGAAUUAGUUUUCAAGAUGUCGAGAAGGACUUUUAAGUACAUUUGCUCACUUGUGGAGGAUGCGAUGAUAGCAAAUUCCUCAAAUUUCACUGACCUUAAUGGGCAGCCUUUAGCUCUUGAGGAUCAAGUAGCCAUUGCUCUGAGAAGGUUGAGUUCUGGUGAAUCAAUACAAACUGUCGGUCAUUCCUUCCACAUACACAAAGCAACUGUCAGUAACAUAACUUGGAGGUUUGUGGAAGCUAUGGAAGAAAAUGCAAUCCACCAUAUCCAGUGGCCUUCAACUGGAGCUAAGAUGACAGAGGUGAAGUCGAAGUUUGAGAAACUCGGAGGACUCCCAAAUUGUUGUGGUGCGAUUGACACCACGCACAUCAAAAUGCGUCUACCCACAAGUAAGACCGAAUCAAAUAUGGCCUGGUAUGACAAACAGAAAAACCACAGUAUGAUCCUGCAGGCAAUCGUGGACCCUGAUAUGAGAUUCCUUGAUAUUUUUGCUGGGUGCCCGGGAUGUUUAAGCGACUUCAUUGCAUUAAAAGAAUCAGGUUUCUUCAAACUUUGCAACGAAGGAAAGAGGUUAAAUGGGGAAACAGUGAAACUUCCAGAAGGAACAGAGCUCAGAGAAUAUAUUGUCGGGGAUCUAGGGUUUCCCUUGUUACCAUGGCUCUUGACUCCAUACAGAGGAAAAAAUCUUCCUGAAAAUCAGGCAAGCUUCAAUAGGAGGCACACUGCUACAUGGGAGGUGGCACAAAAGGCCUUAUCACUGCUGAAGGAUACAUGGAAGAUUAUUGAUGGAGAGAUGGGGCAACGAGAUAAAGAUCGGUUACCGGAAAUUGUUCUUGUUUGCUGCCUGCUGCAUAAUAUAAGCAUCGAUUUGAAUGAUGAGGUGCAAAAAGAAAUUCCCAUCACUUAUGUCAAUGACCCUGAAUAUCGUCAGCAAAUUUGUGAUUCAGUUGAUAACGCUGCUGCUGGUAUGAGAUCGGAGUUAUCUCUUUAUCUCUCUGGAAGGGUGCUGCCAGAAUAG
Messenger RNA from Daucus carota subsp. sativus, 1209 nucleotides. Its product is annotated as protein ALP1-like. The record is from RefSeq and is a predicted model, not a curated record. NCBI's taxonomy places the organism in Eukaryota, Viridiplantae, Streptophyta, Magnoliopsida, Apiales, Apiaceae. The coding region runs from base 1 to 1209 and encodes 402 amino acids. The transcript has 2 exons.